AGCUGAAGCUCCCUCCUUAACGGCCACAAAUGGCCUCCCUCGCCUUCCCUCCGUCGCUGCACCACCACCGCCGCCGCCACCUCGCCUCGCUCCCGCCGUACACGCCGCCGCCUCCGACCGCCGUCGAUUACUCCAGACACCGCCGCCCAACUUCCGCUUUCGCCCUCCCCGGCCGCUCGCUCGCCAAGCUCCCCGCCGCCGACCGCGGCCCUCCGGCGAAGGCCGCGGGCGGUUCCGGAACCAGGGAGAGGGCCACCGGCAGCUCGUCGGCCCGGCCUCCGAGGGCCGGCGGCGACGAGAGGUGGCAGAAGGAGUCGCUGAAGGACCUCGUGAGCUCGAUCAUAACGGAGCGGGAGCGGUCCGAACGGAGGGCCGGCGGCGGCGGUGAGGGCGGUAAGAGGAGGGCGCCGAAAGGUAAGGCUACGGGGAGGGGCUCGAUUCUGAGGCGGAGGGGUGAUGUUGGGGUUGGGAAUGGCGGCUCGCGUGCUGAAAAAGAGAGUGCGGCGGGGAAAUUCGUGGAUGACGGUGGUGCCAGUUCGGGAGGUAGAGUGGGAAAGCGGAAAACGAGCAGGAAUGUCGGCGGUGGUGCGACGGAGGCGGCUGGCGAGAGUAGGAAGUCCAGGAAGAGUAAGGACGAGUCGCCUGAAGUCCGGUUGAAGGUCGCGCUGGAUAUGUACUCGAAAAGUGGGGAUUUUUUGGGGGCGGUCCAGUGGUAUGAUUCGGCUCGGAAGGAAGGGAUUCAAUUGGGGCAGUAUCAUUACGCUGUGCUGUUGUAUCUCUGUGCUUCUGCGGCUGUUGGCGUCGUUCAGCCUGCUAAAAGUGGAAGCGGUGCGAGGACUUUGAAUAGGUUGGACUUGUUGAAUGAAGAUGUCGCUACGAAUCGCGUCAAGUUUGGUGAGGAGGAUGAAGUCGUGUCAAAUGACCUCCUGUCAAUUGGCGCCCGUGGUAUUGAGGGAAAAGCUGGCAAAAUGGAUUUACGUUCAAAUAGGACGAAUGGCAAUGUUGAGUAUACCGACGAAAUUAAGAGCAUCAGGCAGAACUUUAAUGGGUUUCCAAAACCCAAUGCUCAUGUUUCAGAUAGGCUGAAUGAUGUAGGAAAAACUAAAGGUGAUUCCUCUGACAUUGAAAAUGAGGCUAUAGACCAAGAAGAUCAGGUUGUGAUAUUUGAUGAAAAUCUCAAGAAGUUUGCGGUUGAAAAGGGAUUUGAAAUCUACAGGGAGAUGUGCUCGGAUAAAGUCCCAAUGAAUGAAGCCACUUUGACAUCUGUGGCCAGAAUGGCGAUGUCAAUAGGUGAUGGAGACAUGGCGUUUGACAUGGUGAAGCAAAUGAAGCCUAUGGGGAUAAAUCCUAGGUUGCGGUCCUAUGGUCCUGCUUUAUCAACUUUCUGCAAUAGUGGAGACAUUGAGAAAGCAUUUGAAGUUGAAAAUCAUAUGCUGAAGAAUGGUGUCUAUCCAGAGGAGCCUGAACUGCAAGCACUACUUAGAUUAAGCAUAGCAGUUGGAAGAGGGGACAAGGUGUAUUAUCUGUUGCACAAACUCAGAACAAGUGUAAGGAAGGUCUCUCCCUAUACUGCAGAUAUAAUUGAGGACUGGUUCAAAGGCAAGGUAGCUUCAAGACUAGGGAAAAGGAAAUGGGAUGAAAGAGAUAUAAGAGAAGCAAUUAAAAAUCAUGGUGGAGGCUGGCAUGGGAAAGGUUGGUUGGGAAGAGGCAAGUGGAGUGUAUCACGUGCAUCUGUUGGUUCUGAUGGCUCAUGCAAAUGCUGUGGCGAAAAAUUGGCCACAAUUGAUCUUGAUCCUUGGGAAACAGAAAAAUUCGCCAAGUCAGUUGCAGCCUUGGCUCUAAAGAGAGAAAAAAACUCGAGCUUUCAGAAAUUUCAAAAAUGGCUUGAUUAUUUCGGACCAUUUGAAGCAGUAAUUGACGGAGCUAAUGCAGGCCUUUUUAGUCAGCAAAGAUUCUUACCAGCAAAGGUUAAUGCAGUUGUUAAUGGAAUACGUCAGAAGCUUCCUUUAAGAAGAUGGCCUCUCAUUAUUUUACACAAUAGACAUAUUACAGGAAAGAAGAUGGAAGUACCAGUGAACAGGGCAAUCAUUGACAAGUGGAGAAAUAAGGAUGCACUUUAUUUAACCCCUACUGGAUCCAAUGAUGACUGGUAUUGGUUGUAUGCAGCUAUCAAAUUUAAGUGCUUAAUCGUGACCAACGAUGAAAUGAGGGACCAUACGUUUCAACUUCUAGGAAAUGACUUCUUCCCCAAAUGGAAAGAAAGGCAUCAGGUACGUUUCAGCUUUUCUGAUGCUGGUCCAGAGUUUCACAUGCCUCCUCCAUGCUCUGUUGUAAUCCAGGAGUCCGAGAAUGGCCACUGGCACAUACCCAUUUUGCUGGAACACGAGUAUGAAGCAGAUAGAACAUGGUUAUGUGUGACGCGUGCUAGCUCUGGAUUGGCAACCAGACCUGAAGAUCUGCAAUUACAUCAAUGGAGCGAGCAACAUGUGAUGGAAGACAAAGACCCACAAGAUGGGGUUGAUCCCUUUUCAGAAACGCUUCAACCUAACCAUGAUAACGUUAGAAAAUCACCUCCUGAGACACACCAAAAUCUCAAAAACAUAUUUGCAGCGGCUGUAUCAUCAUAUGACAGCACCCUUCUGUCAGAACUUGACACUGCAGAGAGGUGUGGUAAUUGUAUUAUUGAUUUCCAAAUAUAGAUUCAUCGAUAACAGUUCACAUCCUUUUGUUAUCUUCUCACCUAGAUCAAAGAACUUGGAAUGCCUAUGUAUAGACAUAAGGCACAUUUGUUUUUUUAAGGUGUAGAGAGCCCUUCGUUGGCAGAAAAGCUUAGUUCGAAUAGAUAUAAAUGUAUUUUACCAAGCAUUGUAACUAUGGAAUGGAUGCAUUCUCUUGCCUAAUAUAAUUCAGGAAGAAUUUUUCCAGCUUCCUUUUCCUUU
Molecule: messenger RNA, 2939 nt
Organism: Eucalyptus grandis
Lineage: Eukaryota; Viridiplantae; Streptophyta; Magnoliopsida; Myrtales; Myrtaceae
Product: proteinaceous RNase P 1, chloroplastic/mitochondrial
Exons: 7
Coding region: 30-2699 (889 amino acids)
Biological process (GO): tRNA 5'-leader removal
Cellular component (GO): mitochondrion
Molecular function (GO): protein binding; ribonuclease P activity
Source: RefSeq, a predicted model, not a curated record